This is a messenger RNA of Rotaria sordida, 1635 nucleotides long. NCBI's taxonomy places the organism in Eukaryota, Metazoa, Rotifera, Eurotatoria, Philodinida, Philodinidae. The record is from the annotation of a GenBank genome assembly.
AUGGCAACUGCAUAUUCCACUCGAUCUAGAUCUCAGAGUUCGCAUCGACUGAGACUGGAUGACGAGGAAAAAGAAACAGAUGUAGGCGAUUGGGAGCGAAAAAAUACGAAUCAAAAAGAACUUGAUCAAUAUCAAUUAAAUAAUUGUGAUAGUCGAUCUAUUAAAUGUUCUUUUUGCCAAGAACCUCAACCAUCAUCAUCUGCUCUAAGUGCUCAUUUAAUGUUAUGUGGAAAUAAAACUGAUCAAUGUCCAAAUUGCCGUAAAUUUAUACGAAGAGCUAUUUUCGCCUAUCAUUACGAGAAUAAUUGUGCUAACUUAGAAGAGACUGAUACUCCUAUUCCUCAAUCUAGAAAUUCAUCAGCACAUCGUCGUUCUUCAAAGUCCAACAGAUCAGUGUCACAACAGAAUGACGUCAACGAUCAUAAUCAGGAAGAUGAUAGUAGUUAUAUUUCUUCGAACUGUCGAUCAAAACCAUUAGAUGAAGUUUCAUCAUCGGCUUCAAACAAGAGAAGUACAUCAGAUACGAUUAUAUCUAAAUCUUCUAAUAAUCAAUAUUUAUCCAAUGAUCAUAAAGUUCAUCAGGAAAACCGUCUUGAAAAUCAGAUCAAAAUGAAUGAACAAUUAGAACAAACAUCACAAAUAUCGAAUACAGCUGAAUCUCGUUCAUCAGCGAAUAGACAUCGCAAAUCACAAGAUAUUGUUUAUAUUCCCUGUGAAAUUUGUAAUAAACAAGUUGAUUUACGUUAUUGGGCGACUCACGUUCAAGACUGUCGGGAACGAGAAAUUCGUCGAAUAGAGGCUCUUGCUGAAACAAUAAAUCGAAAACCUUUCACUGAAAAACUUCCAUGUGAAUAUUGUGAAGAAUUAUUGUCAAUAGAACAACUUCAAACUCAUGAAAGAUUUUGUCGCAAGAAUCCUGAUAGUAUGGCUCGAACAGCUAAACUUAAUAAUUCGCAACCAUUCUCAACAGUUGCUUUUACAAACAGAUCGUUAAAAAUUGACAGAGAUCCAACGUUGUUAUCAAAUAUUCGUGAUCGAAUUAAUGAUCGAGAACGUACUACUACAUUAGAAAAUGGACGUGCUUCAUCUCAUGUAAGCAUCAAUGUUCGUAGAACUAAUGAAACUAUGAAACAACAUGAUAAUAAUAUUUCACCUCUUGCCAUUAACGGGCAACCAACAUCUAGGCAACGUAAAACAACUAGUGAUGUUGGUUUGCAAUUGAUAAAUUCUUCUCGUGAUGUUCCUGCUCACGAUACUUUCCUUGGAUUACAAAUGGACCAUCGUUCGAGUGGUACUCAAUCAUUACCAAAUAGAUCACAUAGCGCCAUAUCACUUGAGAGAAAGACAGAACAUCGUAGACCUAUGCCUCGACUAACAGGAUCAGCAAGUGUUGACCCUUCACGUGGACGAUCGACAUCAAAAACGUUGCUGGAUGAACGAGGUAGCACUCGUUCAAAUGGUACAAAAGUUUCUCAUCAUUUUCGGGAUAAUGAUAAUAAUAAUGUUUUAUUUCAUAGUCCUCGGAUUGAAGACCAACAACAUCGGCCGCAACUCAAUCAAUCUGGUCGUCCUGAGACACUCAAUAAGAAAUUUAAAUGGAAACCACCAUUGCAGCAACCACCUAUGAAAUUUUAA